Durusdinium trenchii is the source of this 1617-nucleotide messenger RNA. NCBI's taxonomy places the organism in Eukaryota, Dinophyceae, Suessiales, Symbiodiniaceae. The record is from the annotation of a GenBank genome assembly.
AUGAACCGCGUCGCACGCAUUGCCAGCCACGUGAGGGAUGGCGUGGCGCAGGUUUCUCCACUGGGAAACUUGGAGAUGAAGUUGGAAGUGGAUGGAAGAGCUUGGCUUGGCACCUUGGACCUUCCGGAUGCCCACUUUCCGACCGACGGCGUGGCCGGACCGAGCGGACCGAACGGGCCGAUUCCGCCGUUCGCGGUGGACUCCCAUCGCUUAGGAGCCCAGCCGACCGCUGGCUACUGCGCCGCCGAGAAGGGUGAGGACCCCGACGACGUGGUGAUCUGCUGCGCGGUGCGAACUCCCUUGUGCAAGGCCAAGCGCGGAGCCUUCAAGGACACCGCACCGGAACUUUUGCUGGCGGCAGUCUUUAAGGAGGUGGUCGCCCGGACCAAAGUGAAUCCCAAGGACAUCGGUGACAUUCAGAUUGGCAAUGUGUUGCAGCCAGGAGCCAGUGGCCUCACCUCCCGCAUGGGGCAGUUCAUCGCGGAGUUGCCCUAUGAGAUUCCCUUGAGCACGGUGAAUCGCCAGUGCAGCAGCAGCUUGCAGGCCACUGCCACCAUUGCAGCCUUCAUCAAGUCCGGUGUCAUCGACGUGGGGCUCGCCGGUGGUGUGGAGAACAUGAGCAUGUUCCCCAUGAUGGCCACCAUCGACAUCACCAAGCUCUCCAAGGAUGUCUUGGACUACCCGGAUGCCGAGGCCUGCUUGCUGCCCAUGGGCCUCACCAGCGAGAACGUGGCGGCCGCCUACGGCAUCCCGCGCGAUCGCCAGGACGCCAUGGCCGCCGACUCGCACCUCAAGGCCUUGGAAGCCCAGAAGAACGGUUGGUUCAAAGAGGAGAUCGUCCCCGUCACCGUGGAGACCAAGCAAAAGGACGGCAGCGUGAAGAAGGUGGUGAUCGACAAGGACGAGGGUCCACGUGGUGGAACCACCAAGGAGAGUUUGGGCAAGCUGAAACCAGCCUUCAAGGCGGGCGGCAGCACCACCGCAGGCAAUAGCAGCCAGGUGACUGAUGGCGCUGCCAUGGUGCUCUUGGCCAGGCGCUCGGUUGCGAAGAAGCUGGGUUUGCCCAUCGUGGCGCGCUUCCGCUCCUUCGCCUGCGUGGGCGUGGAUCCCAAGCUCAUGGGCAUUGGCCCUGCCUUCGCGAUCCCUCCCGCACUCGAGAAGGCUGGUUUGAAGGUCGAGGACAUCGACAUCUACGAGAUCAACGAGGCCUUCGCCUCCCAGGCGACCAUGUCCAUCGAUCAUCUUAAGAUUCCCAUGGAGAAGGUGAAUCCUAAGGGCGGCGCCAUCGCUCUGGGCCAUCCGCUGGGCGCCACCGGUGCCCGGCAGAUCGCCACGCUGCUGCCGGAGCUGAAGCGACAGAACAAGAAGCUGGGCGUCACGUCGAUGCGGAAGGGAGGCGGAAGGAGGCAGCUAAGGACUUUGAAAUGAAAGGAGCAGACUGGAGGUGUCAAAGAAUGAGGAGACACGCAUAUGCAUGGUUUCAUAUGCAAUUUGUUUUUGCUUAGUUCAUGAGAUGGAAGAAUCCUGGGCACAUUGGAUCAGAUUUGGAAGGAUACCUGGCCAUACAGGAUCCCCACGGCACGGUGGAUCGUGAACAAACCGUGCGGCGUUUCGAAG